CCAAAAACAAACACCAGCAACUCCACAGAUCCACAAUCUACCAUCACAGCUAGCUUCAGAUCCAACAAUCUACUUAUUCUAUCAUUAAAAACUCUCCACAAAUCUCACCUAACACAACAACUAUACCAACCAUGGCAUUCGUCCUUACACCUAGUUUUGCACCCGCCUACCAGGCACCGCAGCACAACCCUUUCGGCUUCUGUGCCCCAGUAGUACGGUCUCCACAUGGCUAUCGCGUUUCACGACCUCAGCCUCGCCGCCCACAGUACCCACAAUACAACUUCUUCAGUCAGGUCAAUGACUUGCUGAGUGAGAUUGACCGCGAGGCACGACGCCAGGCCCAGCUCGAGGCUCACCGCGAAGCACAGCGCGAGGCCUACCGCCAAAGGAUGCUGCAAAGAAAGCGUGCACUUCGCGCUAAUUUCAGUGUAAACCCAAUCGAACAGGGCUGGCAAGUAGAGGGAGAUAUUCAGGGCUUCGACUCGCAAAACCUUGCCAUCGAAGUCACCGACGAGCACACCUUGAAGAUUUCCGGAAACACGCAAUGGCAGUCGGAGAAGCCACAGACCCAGACAGAGUUGCCUCAGACCGAAGCUCCACAAGUUGCUGCUCUUCCGCCUGCUGGUGAGGAGUCCAACGAAAAGGCCGCCGAAAUAACGCAAAACGAGCCAGAAGCCGAGACUACUGGAGUCGAGACUACUGAAGCCGAGGCUAUCGAAGCAGAGAGCACGACUGCUGGUGUAGCCACUCCAGACAGCGACACUGCUUCGCACAAGUCGUACCAACCCACUGUUGAAGACGACUUUGAGGAUCUCGGCGCUGAUUUCCCAUCAUCGAGGCCUUCCACACCAUCAUCGGAGCCGACCGAGCCCAAAGAGCCAAAGGGCAAGGAAAAGGCAGUCGAAGAGCCCGUAGCUGCUGAGAGCGCUGUGGUACACCAGCCACAACAAGUCGAGCAAACGCAGCAGCAGCCGCAACCUGAGGAGCAACGUGUUCAUGGAUCGUUUGAACGCUCAUUCAAAUUCCCCAGCCGCAUCGACGUUGCAAAUGUAAGCGCCAGCUUCAAGAAUGGCAUGCUGAGGGUCACUGUUCCAAGGGCACAGGCCCCACAGGUUAGGAAGAUCACCAUCCAAUAGGAUAGUGGUGAUCAGGAAGAGGAACGACGAUGGAGCAGCAAAUGCAUGAUUCAGGCGUCUGGAUGGUAAUGAGUGGGUAGCAUAUGCAUGGAUUUUGUUUCUGCAAGGGAUUUGUACGAUCUGGUACGUGAUGGUUGAUUAUGAGUAGUAAAUGGAUGAUUUGCAAUUUUACGUUGACUGCUCCACACUUUCUUGAGUGAAUGUGCAUAAAUUUCUACGAAGAAUUAAUCAAUGAC
Exserohilum turcica Et28A is the source of this 1372-nucleotide messenger RNA. RefSeq lists its product as uncharacterized. Gene Ontology annotation, biological process: response to hydrogen peroxide; protein complex oligomerization; response to salt stress. The transcript has a single exon. The coding region runs from base 132 to 1136 and encodes 334 amino acids. The record is from RefSeq and is a predicted model, not a curated record. Lineage: Eukaryota; Fungi; Ascomycota; Dothideomycetes; Pleosporales; Pleosporaceae.